Messenger RNA from Vidua chalybeata, 3698 nucleotides. It is a transcript of the gene SMIM13, whose product is annotated as small integral membrane protein 13. Bases 211 to 480 code for a protein of 89 amino acids. The record is from RefSeq and is a predicted model, not a curated record. Lineage: Eukaryota; Metazoa; Chordata; Aves; Passeriformes; Viduidae. The transcript has 2 exons.
GGCGGGGAUUGCCCUUCCACUCUAAUCGCUGCGGCGGAAGAAGAACUACAACUCCCAGCAAGUCCCGCGCACGUCCCUGCGCCAGCGCGUUGCUCCGGGAGCCCCGCCCCGCCUGGCCGCCGGCUCCUCGGCGGCGGGAGGAGGAGCAGGAGCGGGGCCGCCGCGGCCGCCGGCCCGGCCCGGGUCCUGUCGGCUCCCCCCGGCCGCGCCAUGUGGCAGAGCAUCGGGCUGACCCUGCUGGUGAUCGUGGCCACACUGGCCUGCGUGCUGCUCUUCAUGCUGUGCGGAUGGUAUGUGGUCUGGCAAUUGUUCUUGUCUAAAUUCAAAUUCCUGAGAGAAUUGAUAGGUGAUACGGGGUCCCAGCAGGGAGACAACGAGCCUUCAGAAACUGAAACUGAACAGGAAACUCCGCCCUCGCCUCAGAGAGGGAGACAGAAAUCGGCUCGGCAGCGAAGGGCACCUACAGAAGACACGACUUAAAGUACUCCAUUGAACUUCUGUGUAAACUGUGAAUGGUUAGCACCUCUGCACUGUGUCCUUCAGUGGUGUGAUCUUACUGAGAAACUGACCUAAGAGGUACCAUUGAUCCCUGUGGACCUUUACUUCUGAGCUACCAAUGGAUGAUGCUACUACGGCAGAGGUUCAGGGAGGGCUUCAGCAGCAAGUCACAGAAUACUGGAAGAAGGGAGGGGUGGAGAGAAAUCUCCAUCACAAAAAUGCUGAGCUCCUGUAUCUCCCAUCUCAGCACGCAGAUGAAGAACAGGUCCUGGACCAUAGGCUUAGCCUUUGCAUUAGUCUGAACGUAGUAAAUAUUUCAGACUUGAAAUAGUUUAUAAAUUAUUUUUUCUUUACAACACUGUAACUACAUAUAAUGAAAUUGAGUUUUAUUUCCUUAGCUGUAUAUGAAUAUAUAUAUAUUUUUUCAACCUUGAGAAAGCACAUGAACUAAAAAAAUCAGUUGAAAGAAUAUCCUGCUUUAGAACAUAUUCUAAAGUGAGAUUUUAGUUAAGUUCUUGUAUAUAUACAAAGUAUAAAUGAAAUAUAAAAAAUCCUAUUAGGUGCACGUGAUUUGGAGGUUUUUAUUAUCUCCUCUUUUUUAAAAAAGAAGGAGAUGCAAAGAAAGCAAUUGGAUGGCAAGACCUGUUUUCUUGGUUUUGGUAUAUAAGAAGGAUUAUAGUUUAAACAGUCCUGCUAGGCUUCUGCAUGUUUUUCUUGAACCUUUUACUUCAAGUCCAACCUGUGCUGGAGAUGGGAAGGUGCCUGGGUUAUGCACUACUCACUGUUUAGUAUUCUGAAGUGUCAUCUUUGGUAUUUGGAUAAUGAGCCUUUCUCUUAGCUCUCCUAGUACACAUUUACGUCAGGUAUUUGGUAUCUAACAUAGCUUUUUUUCCUAGAAGCAGUUAAGGCUCUCUUAGCAGUUUGUCAAACAUCGCUGGGACAUUCUGACAGUGUUCCAGUAGGGAAUUCGAUACCUCAUGCUGGAGGACUUACAGAUUUUUACCAGUAAUCAGCAGUUGCUCCUGUUUUCUCUGAUGAUGAGUUCUACAGCUGUUUUGACACUGCACUUCAGAAUGAAGAGCUCCACUUCGGUUUAUCUAGAAACCCUGAAGAUUGACGCAAGAGAUUUUGGAAAGACGAGGAGCAUGCAUGUGCCACCUGUGAUGUAUGUAUGAGAGAGAGCUACAAACAGGUCUCAUCUUGAACAGCUUCAGUUUUCUCUCAAAGUUUGGAUAUGUGGUAGUAUUUGGAUCGUUGUUCCGUGGAUAAAAACUUAAUCAGGACUUUAAAAUUGGUCUUGUAUUUUUAGCUGUUAAGAAGUUUAAACCUGUGGCUUCCAAAUUGUGGUUUGGUUCAGUUAUAUGGCUGAAAGCAGCAGCAUUUAGGUUUUUCAUCAAGUAGGCCUACAUCUGGGAAAAGAGCACUCUGUGUUAGUGCCUCUAUGUUUUAAUUUGUCAGUUUGGAAUAGUGAUCAAAAUCCAGUGAGGGCAUUCACUUCUUAAAAUCAUUUGGAUGUUUCAGUAUUAAAAUACAUAAGAUCAGCCCUGACUUUCCUUUAGAGUCUAAAAGACUGUUUCAUUUGCUAGCAUGUAUAUAUUAAGCGUAAGGUUACGUUUGGAAGCAUGAUUAGGCAGUGCUAUGCACAUAUCCUGUAAACACAUGUUGAAAUACUGAUUGCCUCCUCCUCUGUCUUGUGUGCUGGCAAGGGAAUGUCUAAUGAUGGUUGGUUGUUUUUUCUUCUUUUUUUUUCUUUUAAUUAGUAAACUUCCCAUUUAUUCCAACUGAGCAGAUGCAAUCCAGUUCUAUUCCCUGCUGCUUUCAGUUUGCCUGACGUAACUUGAUGUCACAAUUUUCUUGUGUGCUUAUGUCUUGUCACAUGGUGAGACUUCCAGUCUAGCAGUGCUAAUCAAGUACUGGGCCAUUUUUCUUAAGAACUUAGCAUCUUUGUCUUAAGCUUUGCUAAUAUAGGCUUACAAAUAAAGAUACUUGCUCUUUACUGACAUAAGAUAUUGACACUCCACUGCACUUCACUUUACUUAGCCUUUAGUGCAUAGAAGACAGCAAAAAGCUGAUGCCUAUAGUGUCCCUGGCUAAGAAACAGUAACUUAGUCCCUGCUUCUAGGAGCUGUGAAGAAACGUGAAGUUAUGGCAAUAUAUGUGGCUAGUUCAGGGUAGCUCUGAAGGUGCAACAAUCAAGACCCUGGAGCAAGAUAAUGAAGGAGAAAUCCAUGUGGGUUUGAAUGUAGACACCGAUCAAAUAUGCAAUAAGAUGGACAUGGAACCUCUGGGUAGCUCAUCUGCUCUAGCCAAACAAUUUCCUUCUCCCUUCCAUGCUGUCUGUAGGUGUAUAUUUCACUCCCCAAGUUAUUUUCAGUCUCUUUCUUUUCUUAAACAGCUGAUGGUAUUUUUUAAAUGUUGUUGUGACAUAGCUGCCAAUAACGCUUUCUCCCUAGUGUAUAGCUUUAAUGAUCUUACUAGUGGCAGGCCAAAGGUAUAUUAUAUAAUGUGGUUUGGAAGAAUUUUGAAAUGCUAAUGUCUUCUGUCAUUGCUUAAUUUUUCUUGAAGGAAACUCUAGUGAAAUCUUUGUAUGGGGCACUUCAUGCAAACAUGUAAGAGCGAAGCUGUGUGUGUGGGACAUGUGCUUGUGAUAAGACCUGGGUUGUGAUUGCUGGCAGUCCAAUAUACUCAUGUCGUCAGGUGUUCUUACCAAUGUCCUUCUGAAAUGUUAGUGGUGGGAAAGCACUUAACUUUGAAUUCACCCAUCCAAGUCUGAAACCUUAUGAAGGCAACAGGUUGGUCUUGUUUUGUUUAAUGGGAUCUGUUUUUAAAACUAUUGCCUUAUUGUUGCAGCCGUUAUCUUGAAUGUAUUUUGGGUUCUUAUUUUAAAUACAGUCAUAUCAUCUUUGUUGCAGGGGCUGUGUGACUUCGAAUAAGCAGUAAUUUCCUAUGUUGUAUUUGACAGUGUUGCAAUUUGUGAUCACAUUGCUGCUUAAUAUCAGGUUUUACGCUGAACUAGACCUGUGUAUGUCCUUCUGUUUCAUUUAGAAAUGACCAGCAUAAAGAAUGUGUUCAGUGUGGUCAUUUGCUUCUUCAGUGUUACAAAACUGAACCUAAAGCUUCUGUGGUUAUCUGUUUUCAUCAUUACUGUUCUUUUAACUGACUGCACAGAUGAAAAAUAAAGUAACCAGACUUGAUAUGAA